Messenger RNA from Phycodurus eques (leafy seadragon), 1237 nucleotides. RefSeq names its product growth factor, augmenter of liver regeneration (ERV1 homolog, S. cerevisiae) (gene gfer). NCBI's taxonomy places the organism in Eukaryota, Metazoa, Chordata, Actinopteri, Syngnathiformes, Syngnathidae. Gene Ontology annotation, molecular function: flavin adenine dinucleotide binding; flavin-dependent sulfhydryl oxidase activity. The transcript has 4 exons. Gene Ontology annotation, cellular component: mitochondrion. The record is from RefSeq and is a predicted model, not a curated record. Bases 99 to 671 code for a protein of 190 amino acids. Gene Ontology annotation, biological process: liver development.
CCGUCGGCACCUCCAGACUCUCGCUUCCGUCAAAAACGCACGACCAAGUGUAGGAUUUAUAUCACCCGGGGAAGCAUGCAGCGGGUCGGAGGACCAACAUGUCGGCGUCCUCAUCCCAGAAAGGCUCGCCACCAGCCUCCAGCUCACCUGCUUUUGAAGGUUUUCCUUUUGCGGUGCCGGGCAGCACUUCCGAGGAGCAGCAGCCGAGCGGCGGCGUCCAAAAGAAGCCGUGCCGCGCUUGUACGGACUUUAAAUCGUGGAUGAAGACACAGAAGCAGCAGACGACAGCUGCUGUGCAGGAGUCUCAAGAUGAGCUGGAGGCACAAGAGCCCGAGUGUCCGCUGGACAGGCAAGAGUUGGGACGUAACACCUGGUCCUUUCUGCACACCAUGGCUGCAUAUUACCCUGACAAACCAUCUGUCAGCCAGCAGCAAGAGAUGGGCCAGUUCAUUAACCUAUUCUCCAAAUUCUUCCCCUGUGAUGAAUGUGCAGAAGACCUUAGAAGCAGAUUAAAAACCAAUCAGCCGGACACUAAGAGCCGUCACGCUCUGUCCCAGUGGCUCUGUCGACUCCAUAACAACAUCAAUGUACGUCUGGGAAAACCGGAGUUUGAUUGCUCCCGAGUUGAUGAGAGGUGGAAGGAUGGAUGGAAAGAUGGCUCCUGUGACUGAAAAAAAACCCUCCCAGAACUUUUGAGUGUCGAUGCGUUCGGCUUUGGGGCAACAUCACGUGAAGAUAAUUGUUGUUGUUUUUUUUCUUUUAACAUGGAUUUUCCUGUUCUGCUGUUUACCAAUAUAUUUGGUCCCAUAAACAAAAUUGAGGGUGCAAACAAACAAGCGUUGUUAUUUUGCACCAAUAUCACUAUCACUAGUGCCAUUGGCGUCCUCAUCAGAAAUCACUCAUCAAUUAGUCAUCUGGUCUUAUAAGUGGCCGAAGGUUUGGACACACACCAGUACAAAGAUAAGUCUCUUAAAAUGGGUUUCCUAAAUGUUUUCCUUUUUUAAUUUUUUUUUUUUUUUAAUUGGAUUUAUGUUAUUUUGGCAUGUCCCACACAGUGCUCUGCUAACUACAGUUUGUAUAAUGUGGUUAAAUGAUUUUUAAAAAAAAUUGACAUAGUUUUAUUAUGUUUAUUAAGUUAUUUGAAAAAAAAUGAGUCAUUUUGAUCAUGUGUAUUUUAUUUUCAUAAUCAUGUUAAUAAUUUUUGCACUGUAGUGUGUUGAGUCUGGACAUCAUAUUC